UAUAUGUAUCUAUAUUAUUUAUAUAGAUAUAUACAUACAUAAAUACGUACUGCAAUCCGGGCCAGGCUGAGCACUUGUUGACGAGCAUGCAACUCCCUAGAGGCAGUUGGUAGAUCAGAAGCAGUCAUUCAAUUAAUUGCCAUGGCCGAUGACAAGAAGACCGACCCGAAUGACCAAUCCAGACCAUUGAGGAACACAGAGACGGCCGCGGAAAAGCCGGAGAAUGCUGCCACAAGCUAUGGGCUCGAGGGUCAUGAGGCGACCGCUCUGGAUCCGCGGGUGCACGAGCUGAAGAACCAACGCUCCCAGCAUAGGCGUGUGUCAAUGCCAGCAGGCAAAACGACAACCCCAAAGGGAGUCUCUGCAACCCCGAGCCAACAUAAGGUGGAACGAGUUCAACAAGUCCCCAACAAUGAAUCAGCGUCGCCCGAAAAGCCUCCAGUGGAUGAUGUGGAGCGAGUUCAGCACAUCUCCGUCUUUAAUACUCCCACGCCGGAAAAGUCGACGGUGGACACGAAUCAAGUCCCUGCCGCGCCUGUUAAGCCGGCUGAGGAGCCGGUAGGAAAGACGUCGCCAACACGACUACAAGAGGAAGCAUCUCGAGUCGAAGCAGCUCACGAGACGCCUCAAACGAUCACCGUUUACAAUCCACCUCCAGUCCAAGCUGUGGCGCACAAAUGCCCCAAAGAAAAGAGCGAGGGAGUAACCAAGACUUGCAAUACGGAUAUUACYUUCGAUCCAUCGAAGCAGUAUGCAUCAAAGACAACAAACACCUCGGGCCUGCUCUAUGARAACACACCAUCCCAACCACCACCACCACCACCAGCAGCWCCAUCACCACCACCACCAGCUCCAAUAGCAGCACCAGCAAUAGUACCAUUCGUGGGAGGCUCGUCAGCUCAGAAGAAGUCUAAGCAGGAAAUGGAUGAAAUGUAUGAAUUGGCUGUUUCGUUAGUCAGGAAGGCGGGUGCCAUUGCCUUGUCGGCCAGUAAGGCGCGGACUGGGGGUGGCAAUAAGGACAAUGAAAGGAAUACCAUCGCGCAAACAUCCAGCGAUAUUGAGGAAAGGAUAACCAAAGGAAUUAAAGAUGCUUAUCCAGAGCACAAGAUCAUCAGUGCGGGAGUGGUAGCUAGGUCGUCUUCCCAGAAAGUGAUGCUCACCAAUGAGCUGACGUGGGUCAUCAACCCAAUUGACGGUGUCAUGAACCACGCUCAUGGCUUUCCCUACUACUGCAUCACCCUUGCGCUGAUUAUGAAUAAGGAAACGGCCUUUGGCAUUGUAUAUAAUCCGGCCUUAGGCGAGUUUUAUGCGGCGCGCCAUGGCGAAGGUACUCAACUCAAUGAUAUGCCAAUCCGAGUCAGCGGCCAGGAUAAAGUCAACAGUGCGCUGGUGCUCCAGGAGUACAACUCUGAUAUGAGCGAAAACCGAACCUCAGGAGCCAUGGAAAAUGCCAAGCGGCUUAUCAGGAAGACACAAGCGUUGCGCACCAUUGGGUCUUCGGGCGUGGGCAUGGCAAUGGUCGCUUCUGGKGCCUCAGAUGCCUUUUACUUUUUUGGCCUUCACGUCUGGGAUAUGGUUGCUGGAAGUAUCUUGAUCACAGAGGCAGGCGGCUCGGUAAUAGAUCCGGCUGGCGGUUCAAUUGAUAUUAUGUCACGUCGCGUUCUAGGAGCUUCCAGCAGGCCACUAGCAAUGGCACUAUCUGUCGAACUAGUACAGGAUUAUCCGACACCAAGAGACGAUGAGUCACUGGCCUCGCAACCCCUAACAAGGGAUUUUAGUGCACAGACAGAAUUUUCCGACUCAAGUGAUGAGUUAGAAUCAGAUGGUUCUAGGGCGACAGCAUACCAUAAUGCUCAGUAAUCGAAAUCCUUAAUAAUUUAUUUCAUCAAAAUUCAUGUAAUCAAGUAAAUAUUGCAGAACGGAAAA
This is a messenger RNA of Drosophila arizonae, 1926 nucleotides long. RefSeq lists its product as uncharacterized. Lineage: Eukaryota; Metazoa; Arthropoda; Insecta; Diptera; Drosophilidae. The record is from RefSeq and is a predicted model, not a curated record. Gene Ontology annotation, molecular function: inositol monophosphate 1-phosphatase activity. Gene Ontology annotation, biological process: inositol metabolic process; signal transduction.